ACACAAGAAUGCUCGGGGUUUGGGGCGGAGACAAGACUGCUUCACAUCAAUCCAAGUAAACGUAUUCGUUGUGCGUAACAAUAAGUUACCACACAGACUCUUUUAUCCGUGUAAGGAAGGCGCGUUUUCUCGGUCCUCCUGGACGGAUGGAGUGUGUUUUCACACACAUCGGAGACGGAUAUAUCUCAAAGGUAGUUUCGAUAGCGAGGUGCCCAGGAUACCGUCCAUAGUGGAGUGACACUGGAAGCAAACAAGUGAGUGUAACGCGGUUCUAGGUUAAGCGGUUGCCUCGGAGCUCAAUCGGCAGCGAUAACCCUCUUUAUCCAGCACAACACGUUUUAAUAACAAUUACAACCUUGUUCGGGGGUUCCUUUUGUUUGUAUCGCAGGGGAAGGCUAUCGAAAUAUCCUCAUUCUUCUGCUCCUCUCCCUGCUUUUAUGGAACAGCAGACGCAACGAACGCAAAGCCUUCGCCAUAGCGUCGAUGCAAGAGGCACCAUGCGGACUGGCGCGGAGGCGGAGGGCUUGGAUGGCGAGGCCUCCAACGCGUCAAUGAUCUCUGGGGCCAGCAGCCCCUACCAGCCCACCACCGAGCCCGUGCAAGCCAGAAGCCUGCUGGGGGGGAUCAGGUGUGACCUGGAGUACCUCAGGUCGUACCUGGGGAUCCUGAAGGUGGUAGAGGUGGUGCUGGCCCUGCUGGGCUUCAUCUGCAUCGAGACCAUCAUGCUGUGCUCUCCCUGUGGGGGCGUGUACUUCUUUGAGUUUGUCAGCUGCAGCGCCUUCGUCGUCACCGGGGUCCUCCUCUUCAUCUUCAGCCUCAACCUGCACAUCAAGGUGCCCCACGUCAACUGGAGUCUCACGGACCUGGUCAACACAGGGGCUUGUACCCUCUUCUUCUUCCUCGCCUCGUUGGUCCUUGCCUGCAUCAACCACGGGACUAGCGCUGAGAUCGCAGCUGUGGUGUUUGGCUUCUUGGUCACGUGUGUGUACGGCCUCAACUCCUUCCUGGCUGUCAGGAAGUGGCGCCGUGGCGACAGUGGCCAGGGGGUAACGACAAGCAGCGAGUAUACACGUGCGCGCACGGCCUCUCGCGGCGAGGUGGAGACGCGGCCAGAGCUAGCAUGAGAUGGACAACCCGAACACGCAUGUAACCACGGCGACCGCAGGGGGGGAUAUAGCGAGCGACGGACCGCUGCCGGUACCAUGGAAACGAUGGUUUGUGUGUAACGGUCUGAGAACUUAAGGACCUUGGUAACCUGUUCCAAGACGACUCCUCCCUGUUCCACCCUUUCACCUCCUCACACCUCCUAAUGGGGACCACACACACACACACACACACACACACACACACACACACACACACACACACACACACACACACACACACACACACACACACACACACACACACACACACACACGCACGCACCCAAAGACUUAAUCAACACUCAAGCACAGAGUGGUGUGUGUUGAGUGAAGAAGCUGAGCUGUUAGAUACUUAGUGCGGGGGUGAAGGGAACCCUACGUGUGGGGGAUGUGUACAAAGAGACCAAAGCAACGGAGCAGUUUAUACGACCCUUAAUGAUCACUUUGAUUUAUUGAUUACCUGGCUACCACCGUGGGUGUCUUUGCCUCGUAUCAUAUAUUUUUUAAUUGUUUUGUUUCGCUGAAGAGACAAGUUUGGUGUAAGAUGAACUUCGGUCUGCGGGUAGAGCUAUGCUAACAGUGUUAACAGUAUAGCAACAUGGCUACAUGGUGCGUUAUUCUGUGUCAUGCUACAUACAGCCGUCCAAUGACAACACAGCGCUGAAGCAGUAAGCUCCAGGGACUUUAUACUGGACUGAACAUUGGGCCUGCAAUGCUCACUAACUACGACUGCUAGCUCCUGGCUAAUGGUCAGAUAGUUCUGUUAUGAAUGAGAUAGGAGAAGAGCGAUAUUAAGAUAUGUGUUUUGUUUUACACAAACAAAACUACACUUAUGAAGUUGUUUGGUUUGUAUGUUUAUGUCAUUGUUGUGGGUUUUCCUGACUGGGUUAAAUGUAAAGGGAUGAUGUAAGCUACGGUAAAUAUUCGUAGACUAAGCUUCAUAGACAGGGUCUGAAAGCAAUAACAGGAAUUCAUUGGUUUAAGAAUGAAAUAUAUGACAUAGACAAUCCUCAGACCAAAAUCUACUGUGACUGCCCUAAAGUUGUAUAUUUGUACACAACAAAGUAUAUUCCUAUAUUAAGCUGCUCUCAAUUGCAAAAUCAAAAUUUUAAAAACAUGAAAAAAAGAAUGGGCCGGACGGAUCCACAGGCAGUCCAAGGAUCAUUUGAUGAAGUUAUGGGGAAUCAUUGAUUCAACUUUACAGUUUAAUGAGUGUUGUGAAAUUCACUACAGUUGAACCGGGGGCCUUUGGAAUAUAACAGAAUGAUUGACACAGUACAAUUGAAAACAUCACCUGGCUGUAUGUUUCCCAGGUAAUAAACACAUUCUGGUUAAAAGACAGUUGAACAUCAAGUCACAGAGUGCCUCCACCGUUAACCUCAGAUAUUUAACUGCCUUCCCAAAUAGUAAAUUUAUAUCAGUUAAUGAAUGAACUAAUUAACUCACUAACUGAUUAACAGGUUAUCAACUAAUUAGCGUUGUGUGUGUUGCAGAUUAGUGUGUGUUUAUUAUCCAAGUGAUGGAUAAUCGGGUAACUAUGGGAAUCAAGAGUUUAAAGUACCGUACAUGAAUCUCCUUUGAAACAGAAUUAUCUGUCAGUAUAUUUUCAGGCAUCAACUAUCUAGAGUCACAAGACACACUUCACAUUGUAAAGGUUUCCUAAGUGACCUACUUAAAUCCACUAAACACAACUUGUUUCAUUCAGUUAGUCCGCUAGAUAGUCUACUGAGUCUUUGCUAGAACAAUGGAAGGAAUGUAGACCUUCUUGUGUGUCUGAUGUAUCCACAGAGAAAUGUCAACAAUCGUAUCAUUCAAUGCCAGAGAUUUUUGAAGUUCUUUGAGGCUUAUGUGUCUUUAUGCUGUUAGGUCAAGGGUGUUAAUGCUACAUGGAUAAUCUAGCGCUCUCUGCUUGUCGUUUGUGGUAAUGCAGCUACACUGAGCAAUAUCGACCUACGUGAAGGCUUAGGUAAAUUAAUUGGUUUGUUCUUAAUAAAGGAUUUGAUACAAAUUUAAAAACGACGUGUUUAUUUAAAUAUAUUAUCUUCAGUUGAUUAAAUAUAUAUAUAUAUAUCGUCUUGACAUUGACCUAUUAUUUGUUUUUUAUUAUUAAUUUCAUAUCUUAAAUUCCAAUAUUUUAUCCUUGAUCCUUGUCAUUCCAAUUCUAUAAAUGGUUGUUUUAGUUAGGUGUGGAAACAAUAUUCCUUUACAUAUUGAACUAUACCAGCUCUGCCUAUAAAAUACAAUGUGUGGAACUCAAUUAACUGAUCAUUAUGAUGAUGUAUUUAUGAAAGCAUUUUGUUUUGAGAGAGGCCAUUUCUAAUUGAAUCUGAAUGUCCUCCAAUUAACACAAUAAAAAAGUAAAGAGGAAA
This is a messenger RNA of Gadus morhua (Atlantic cod), 3514 nucleotides long. It is a transcript of the gene cmtm4, whose product is annotated as CKLF-like MARVEL transmembrane domain containing 4. Bases 438 to 1124 code for a protein of 228 amino acids. The record is from RefSeq and is a predicted model, not a curated record. NCBI's taxonomy places the organism in Eukaryota, Metazoa, Chordata, Actinopteri, Gadiformes, Gadidae. Gene Ontology annotation, cellular component: membrane. The transcript is spliced from 5 exons.